Ogataea philodendri is the source of this 3666-nucleotide messenger RNA. RefSeq lists its product as uncharacterized. The transcript is spliced from 3 exons. Gene Ontology annotation, molecular function: poly(A)-specific ribonuclease activity; nucleic acid binding; protein binding. Lineage: Eukaryota; Fungi; Ascomycota; Pichiomycetes; Pichiales; Pichiaceae. Gene Ontology annotation, cellular component: P-body; PAN complex. Bases 1 to 3666 code for a protein of 1221 amino acids. The record is from RefSeq and is a predicted model, not a curated record. Gene Ontology annotation, biological process: mRNA processing; nuclear-transcribed mRNA poly(A) tail shortening.
AUGAAUAAAAAAAAGUGGAUAAAAAAAUUCGGCUUGAGGUUCCCGAAAAGUCGGCCUUUCGUGUACAACGACCACGGGAACAAGAUAGUCACCGCAUUGACGUUCGACGACUCCCAUGAGCUGGUUUGGCUUGGAGACUCGGAUGGGUACAUCUAUUCGUACGAGGGGGUCAAGCUCGGACUGUAUAGCUCGUCAAGAGCGCACAACGGACCUGUUCUCCAAAUUCUCAACCACAAGAAAGGAAUUGUCUCCUUGGCAGCUGACGGUAUCCGGUUUGGCUCCAGACAAGGACUUUCUCAAUACACGGUCAAGUCUCCGCCUGAAACGCAGUUUUUCGCCAUGGCAUACACAUCCAACACGCAGACCGAGUUGCUCGUGGGCACGAACUCGAAUCUGGUGAAAAUCGACCUUACAAAGGGCGUGUUAUCGUCAACUCUUGAAUACAACCAUCCUAUCCAGUACAUGUCUUCCAAUCUGCAAUAUGUGGUGCUGGGAAGAGUGGACGGAACCGUUGAUAUCAUGGACUCAAAGACAUCGCAAGUGGUUAAGACGUUUUAUGCGCAUUCAGCCGCACUCUCCUCCAUAGCCUUAAGAGACAACGUUCUGCUCACGUCCGGCUACUCUUUAAGACAGGACCAAUACGUUCUGGAUCCAUUUGUGAACGUGUUUGACCUCAAGAAAAUGACACAGGGCAUUCCAGCCGCAUUCCCUGCCGGUGCGUUGCAGGCACAUCUCCACCCGAAAGCACCCAACGUUGCAGUUAUCGUGUCCAGCAUGGGCCAGAUCAAUUUCAUCGACAUCUGCGACCCGGCCAAACUCCAUCUGUACCAGGCGGACAUCUCGUCGUUUCUUACGAUAUCCGACAUCUCGGCCACGGGAGAGUGUUUUGCCUUUGUGGAUGCUAUGCAGACACUCCAUUUGUGGUCCGACCAGAUGAUGAGACCUCCGAAUUUCGCAGUGCUCAGCCAGGAACCGCUCAGACCCACGCUGGACGUGGAGACCAUUCCGCCGGAAAACCACUUGUCUUUCGACACUGACGCUCCGUACAACCUGAUCAAGCUUCCUCGGUACGAGUCGAUGCUCCUGUCUGCCUGGCCGUCCGAUUUGAAAUUCGAGGUUGGCAAGCUGCCUCCGCAGAUCGACCCGGAGAUUCUUCGCGACUCGAAGACGAUUGACGGGUUCACUAUGGCGCCGUACAACAAGGACAAAUUUGGGCCGCGCAACCUGCACGUGAAACAGCGGCCAUUGAAGACUAAGAAGCACGCAGACACCAAGUUCCCCAAGUUUUUAAGUGAAAGAGAGGACGACUACGAGGAAAACGAGGAGAGCGUUCGGUUGAAGCAGGAGAUGAUGUCCAAUGCCUUUGAGUAUGUGCCAAAGGACGGCGAGGUGCCGAACGCGUUCAAAAAGACAGACAUUCUGUACAGCAAGUUUGGAGUGGACGAUUUCGACUUUACUUUCUACAACAACACGCAGUACGCUGGUCUCGAAACGCACGUUGACAACGCGUACACAAACGCAAUGAUCCAGCUGUACCGGUUCACGCCGCCGAUUUUCAACUUUGUGGUGCGCACUCUUGCGGAAGAUGUCCGGUACGACGAUUGUGUGCUUGCGGAACUGGGGUACUUGCUGGACAUGCUCGUGAAGGCCAACGGACGAAACGUGGUGGCUGCCAACUUCCAGAAACUGUUCAGUUCUCUUCCCCAGGCGCGCGAGCUGGGGCUGCUGAACCCGGACGGCAAGACCCGCAACGAUCGCGGCCAGCGCAAGCUCGCACACCUGUUUUCCAAGUUUUUGGCCGAGUGUCUGGCCAAGGACGAGCUGGCAUUGUACCACCAGGAAACCUCUGUUCACGUGGACGGUAUCUGUGGGAUUCCAGCACACACUUUGCUGCGGUCUCCUUACUGCUCGUUUGAGCACAAGAGCUCCACGACGGUGUACUCGCUCGACCUGAACGUUGUUCCGAGCCCUGCUGUUUCCGGGGUCACCAUUCUGAACUACCUGGAAGCAUCCAUGAACAAGACGUUGCAACACAACAUCUUCUGCCAGCAAUGCGACCGCGUGCACGCAAUCGAGGCGGUGCUGAGCAUCGAGCAGUUGCCAAACGUGCUGAUGUUGAACGUUGACCUGACAAACGAGCAGAUGAACGAGGUGCGUGGGUUUGACGACUGGCUGGUCCCGGAGUUCUACUCUGCUCCUUCGCACACGGGACGGCCGGUGGUGCGUCCGAACGCGAUCGCCGGCAGCGGGCUGGCCAAGUACGAGCUGGUCGGGUUUGUCGCACAGAUCACGUCCAGAGACAGCACCAACCAUCUGGUGACGCUGGUGAAGUUGCCGUCUGGCGAGUGGCUGUUGCUGAACGACUUUUUGGUGACCAAGAUCUCUACGGAGGAGGCAUUGAACCUGACUUACUGGUGGAAACGGCCGGUCACCGUGGUUUACAGACAACAGGACGGGACCGGGUUCGAUUACGACGGGUGGAAGUCGGUGAUAGACGACUCAAUUCUCUACAGAGACCACUUUGCACAGGGAACCAGAGAAGGAAAGAAGAUCGAGUACGAGCUUCUGACCAGAGCUGAGGCUCCAAAACCAGGCACCCUGGUGGCGAUCGACGCGGAGUUUGUUCAGAUGGCUCCCGAGGAGUACAAUUUCCGUUCGAACGGGUCGAAAGUGCUGGUGAGACCGAAACGGGUCUCUCUGGCACGGGUGUCCAUUAUUCGCGGAGAGGGACCAAAAGAAGGGGUGUGCUUUAUCGACGACUACAUACUGACGGAUGAGUCCAAGAUCGACGACUAUAUCACGUCGUUCUCGGGGAUCGAGCCGGGCGACCUGACGCCAGACAAGUCCGACAAGACGCUGGUGACGCUGCAGACGGCGUACCGCAAGAUCUGGCUGCUGUUGAACCUGGGGUGUGUGUUUGUCGGCCACUCGUUGGGCGGCGACUUUCGCACAAUCAACAUCCAGGUGCCGCCGCAGCAGGUGCGCGACACGGCAGAGUUGUUCUAUUUGAAGCGGGAAAAGCGCAAGCUGGGACUCAAGUUCCUGAUCUACCAGGUGUUCAACGACAGGGUGCAGACGGGCAACCACGACUCGAUCGAGGACGCGUACUCGGCACUGCGGCUGUACCGCAAAUGGCUGGAGCUGAAAGCGGCCGGCGAGCUGGACGACGCUCUCCAGAGAAUCUAUCUAGAAGGCCAAGGCGUUGUCUCGCGCACGUCUUCGGCGUCGAACGAGUCGACCUCCUCCUCCUCGGACGAGUUGACCGACCUGGCCGACUUGGGCGACUUGGGCGAGUCCUCUCUGGUGCCCAGCAACCAGCGAUGUUUCCCCGGCUUGGAUGUCACCACCUUGAGAUUGGUCAUCGACUUGGUGCGCUCACCGCCCAGCAGAUACAUCACCGACUUGUUGUGGUUCUUGUUCUUGAGCAUGUCUGCGCUGGACUUGGACCGCGAGAAGUUGGGUCGUUCCGCCUCUGCCAAAGAGCUCCCCCCCGAGUCGUUGCUCUUGAUCCGCGUGAGCUUGUUCAAGUGCGCCCCGUACGACGAAUUCCUCGCCAGCUUGCCCGCAGUGAACUUCUUGACCGGUUUCUUGCGCGGCUCGUCUUUCAACGACACUGAAGACUUGCCCCGAGGAAGACCCACCGACAUGACAAAAAUUAAAUAUUAA